Messenger RNA from Sporothrix brasiliensis 5110, 1071 nucleotides. Its product is annotated as mitochondrial import receptor subunit TOM40. NCBI's taxonomy places the organism in Eukaryota, Fungi, Ascomycota, Sordariomycetes, Ophiostomatales, Ophiostomataceae. Gene Ontology annotation, cellular component: mitochondrial outer membrane; mitochondrial outer membrane translocase complex. Gene Ontology annotation, biological process: protein import into mitochondrial matrix. The coding region runs from base 1 to 1071 and encodes 356 amino acids. Gene Ontology annotation, molecular function: transmembrane protein transporter activity. The record is from RefSeq and is a predicted model, not a curated record. The transcript is spliced from 3 exons.
AUGGCGUCGGCAACAGACGCGCUGCAGUCGUUCCUGCAGACGAACCCGGUGGCGGUGUCGAUCACAGAUGCGUGGCGGUCGCUGACGGAGCGGCGCGACAAGUUCGGCCUCAGCAACCCCGGCACGGUCGAGUCGCUGGCCAAGGAGGUGCAGCGCGAUGUGCUGCUCAACAACCACAUGUUCACGGGCAUCAAGGCGGACCUGACGAAGCCGUUUAGCGUGUCGCCGCUGUUCCAGGUGUCGCACCAGUUUGCCCUCGGCGAGCGGUUACAACCAUACACGUUCGCCGCACUCUAUGGCACGAACCAGGUCUUCUGCCAAGGAAACGUCGACAACGAGGGCCAGCUGUCGGCCCGCUUCAACUACCGCUGGACCAACGCGCUCGUCAGCAAGGCGUCGCUGCAGCUGGCGCCCGGCGACGGCCAGCAGAUGGCCCAGUUCGAGCACGAGUACACGGGCCGCGACUUCACGACGUCGCUCAAGAUGAUGAACCCGUCGGUGCUCGACGGCGGCCUCACCGGCAUCUACAUUGCCAGCUACCUGCAGUCCGUCACGCCCAAGCUGGCGCUCGGCCUCGAAGGCGUGUGGCAGCGUGCUGCGCUGUCACAGCCGCCGGAUGCUGCUCUGUCCUACUGCGCGCGCUACCAGUCCAACGACUGGGUUGCGACCGCCCAGAUGCACCCGCAGGGCGCCAUCAACACGAGCUUCUGGCGCCGCCUGUCCGAGAGCGUGCAGGCCGGCGUCGACAUGACGCUGUCCCUGGUGCCGAGCGGUGGCGGCGGCGUGAUGGGCGGUGGUCUGCAGAAGGAGGGCCUGACGACCUUUGGCGCCAAGUACGACUUCCGCAUGUCCACCUUCCGUGCACAGCUGGACUCGCGGGGCAAGCUGGGUGUGCUGCUGGAGAAGCGGGUAGCGGCACCGGUCAUGAUGACCUUUGCCGCCGACGUUGACCACGCUACUCAACAAGCCAAGAUUGGCCUCGGCAUCUCGAUCGAGACGGGCGGCGAGGAUAUUGAGCUGAACCCUGACGGCUCGCCGGUCCACACACCUCCCAACAACGUGCCGUUCUAA